CCAUGCCAUGGGUUGGUGGGCCCACGAGGAGAAGACUGCAAGUACUGGAAGAAGGCCGAAAGGUUGAUCCGGUAGCUUUCGUAAAUGGAUUCCAGGGGGAGGAGGGAGUAUUUUUAUUGAUCGGUAACGGAGGAUGGAGACGUUGCGGGGUGUUUGUCGGAAUCUCUUCCGGUUUCUCCUUUUGCGACGGAUGGUUGCGACCGCUUCCAUCCCUUGGCUUCCAAUCCAUCUCAAUCCUUGCCCAAUCCUUUCGCCCUCCAAUUCCCGUAGUCCAAGGCAUCACGCUUCGCCCCCUCACUUCCUUCUUUUUCCCGUCGUCCUUUUGUCGUCGCGCUUCUCUUUUUCGGUCGCUUUUGUGGAAAAAGCUGCGUAAUUCCGAUCUGGAAUCGAGAAAUCGUGGCUUGGGAUCCGAUUUCUUGCUUGAUUGGUGAUCGGGGUUUGUUUUCUUCGCUACAUUCUCUGUAAAAGGUUUCUAAGCCUUCAGUGAUGGCAAGCAAGUCCUAUAAGUACCAGGCACAGGUACUGGUUAGAGAGUACCUGCUAGCAGAUCCAUUUGUCCCAUGCACCUCUGUGCUUGGGGGCAUUUUCAUGUGCAAGAUGGCAUAUGAUCUUACUCAGUUAAUCAGUCCAUUUUACUACAAGGGCUAUGUUUCUCUUACAAAGAUUCAACGGAUUGAGUGGAACAAUCGGGGUAUGUCUAGUGCACAUGCCAUUUUUAUCACGAUAAUGUCAUUAUACUUUGUGGCCGUCUCGGAUCUAUUCUCUGAUCGUCUUGAGGGACUACUUACAUUUCGACGUUCCAAUCUCUCCACUUUUACAUUGGGGGUCUCUGUUGGGUAUUUUAUCACAGACCUUGCCAUGAUAUUUUGGCAAUAUCCUUCUCUUGGUGGAAUGGAAUAUGUUCUCCAUCAUUUCAUUUCAGUAUGUGCAAUAGCUUAUGCCAUGCUAUCUGGGGAAGGGCAGCUAUACACGUUUAUGGUCCUCAUAUCCGAGACAACCACUCCAGUGGUUAAUUUGCGAUGGUUUCUUGACACUGCAGGAAUGAAAAGGUCAAGGGCAUAUCUUGUUAACGGCGUUAUGAUGUUCUUUGCAUGGCUGGCAGCAAGAAUAUUUUUGUUCAUCUACGCAUUUUACCACAUCUAUCUUCACUAUGAUCAGAUCAAGCAGAUGCAUACAGUUGGUUACCUCCUGAGCCUUGUGGUGCCCACAGCACUGUUUGUCAUGAACAUGAUGUGGUUUGCAAAGAUUCUAAGAGGCCUCCAGAAGACAUUGGCCAAGAGGCAAUGAAUGGUAAACUGGAAGUUGUCUCAAUCUACCAUCAUUGUCAUCAUCCGCACCUUGGUGCGUCCUUUCAGCUUUUCUGUAUAAAGUCAUGGACAAAUUAGGUGAGGAGGGAUCAAAGAAAAAGAAGCUGGGUAGUGAGAGAAUUUUAGGGUUAGAGUGGGUAUAUCAUUCUUGUAUUCGGUGUAAUUAUUGUAUAUGAAUAUGAUGCUGUGCUUUCUUCUUAUUGAAUGUUCUACUUGUUGGAGUUUUAAUUUAGAAAAGAUUUACAUUUUUUUA
Messenger RNA from Elaeis guineensis (African oil palm), 1560 nucleotides. RefSeq lists its product as uncharacterized. Gene Ontology annotation, biological process: lipid homeostasis. NCBI's taxonomy places the organism in Eukaryota, Viridiplantae, Streptophyta, Magnoliopsida, Arecales, Arecaceae. The record is from RefSeq and is a predicted model, not a curated record. Gene Ontology annotation, cellular component: membrane; endoplasmic reticulum.